Molecule: messenger RNA, 4507 nt
Organism: Clonostachys rhizophaga
Lineage: Eukaryota; Fungi; Ascomycota; Sordariomycetes; Hypocreales; Bionectriaceae
Source: the annotation of a GenBank genome assembly
AUGAAGAGCGGCAAAGCCAUCACGCUGCACCUGGUCGGCCACAGCCCUACGGAGGCACACACGCUGUGGAACGGGGCGAAGAUCAUAUCAGACUACUUCGAGAAGGACCCCUCGAGGAUCAAGGGCAAGACGAUGCUGGAGCUCGGCGCGGCCUCGGGCCUGCCGUCCCUCGUCGCAGCGAUCCUGGGGGCCAAGAAGGCCGUCAUGACCGACUUCCCGGACCCGGACAUUGUGGCCACGAUGCAGAGGAACAUUGACGAGUGCGACGAGACGAUGGAGGUCAAGGGCCGGCUGGCGGAGACGAUCGACGCGAUGGGCUUCAUCUGGGGCAGGGAGCCCGAGCCGCUGCUGGAGAGGCUGUCGAGCGACGGGCAGGCCAGGUUCGACGUCCUCGUGCUCGCCGACCUGCUCUUCCGGCACAGCGAGCACGGGGCGCUCGUCAAGACGAUCAAGGAGACGAUGCGCAAGUCGCCCGAGAGCGUGGCCUACGUCUUCUUCACGUCGUACCGGCCGUGGAAGAAGGACCUGGACAUGGCCUUCUUCGACGUGGCGCGGGAUGCUGGGCUGGAGGUGGAGCAGGUUGAGGAGAUCCAUCUGGAGAAGCCGCUGUUCAAGGACGACCCCGGCGACCUGGACGUGCAGAAGACGGUCAAGGGCUUCGCCGUUAGAUGGCCCGCGGCUGCGUGCUAAACAUCCAUCCAGAAUGCAACAAGAUGACGUCCAGUGUGGCCGUUGGUCCCAGUCCGUUCUGCAAUCAAAUGUCUGUGAAUCAUACAUAGUGACCGGCGAAACGCCCUGCGAUCUGCCCGCCAUCAAUUAGGGGGAGUAACGGGGGCCAACCAGCUGCGCCAACCGCUGCAGUCAGCUCCCUGUGGCCCGCUGCGGCCGCUUGUUGGGUGGGUGCAUGUGCCUGAGCCACGCUUCUGCCUUGUGAGUCAACGGCCAAGCUCGAGGCUUAUCUUAAUGGAUGGCCUCUUUCAGCCCCGCCUUAUUAACUAUCGUCAGCCACUCUGACCAGCACCGUGAAUUGAUUUAAGAGCCGUUGUCUGGAGUACGAAAGGAGAGAGCUAGAAGAGUCGAAAGAGUUUCAAGAAAGAAAGAGCGUUGCUUCCCCCCCAUCCUAUUUUCCUAAUCUCUUGUGCCGUGCAAAGAUACGCAGCCAUGGCCCAAACAACCCCAACGCUCACCAUCCAGCCCAACCAUGCGGCUGGCCCUCGCCCGAAGAAGCUGAAUCUUGACCAUCUCCCUCUCGAGAUUGUCCUACGGAUCUACGAAUUCGCCCUCGUAGAACGCCCGAGAUGGGAGAAGACGCACAAGCCAACCUGCAAGUACAAGCCCAAGUUCGGCGACGACAUCUACGAGAACCCACCGUUCCUCCAGACCAAGGUGACCGUCUACGCCGACAUGAGGCAGAAGACCGAGUGCUCCUGCUCCUGCGCCAAGCGCACGGGACUCGGGCUCCUCCUCGCCUCCAGGGGCGUCAACGAGCUCGCGGCGCCCAUCUUCUGGUCCAAGAACACAUUCUGUUUUCUUGACGCCAUCGAGGUCAUCGCCACGGUCGGCCGCCUCCUCCGGCCUGCCUACGUGGAGAUGAUCCGGGCCAUCAGCAUCAUGAACCCGGACCAGAGCGGAUACACGGGCCACGUGGACUUCACAUUGUCUAAAGGCAAGCAGCGGCACGCCUUCUGGGACACUAUCGAGAGGUGCACGGGGCUCGAGAGCCUCGACAUGCCGGGGGCCUACAUCUCGGCGACCAAGUGGUUCGCGCAGCGCAUGGCCAAGCUGUCCCGGAAGGCGCCCUCGCUGAAGGCUGUGCGGUUCAACUUCCUCCUCACCUUCACGUCCUUCGACAUGUGGAGCGAGUACCCGUCCCCCUGGUGGGACCACUACUUCCCCAACGUCAUCUACGCCCGGUGCUCCCGCAGCUUCUCCCUCAGAGACCAGGACUGGAGCCCCAAGGCGGUGCAGGAGCUCGCGCGGAGCCUCAAGUGGAACUUCCGCGUGUACGUCGGCACCGCCAUCAAGACCAGCUUCCUGGGCGCCAGCAAGGAGAGGCCCGAGAGCUACAAGGACACCUUCCAGCUCGCGGCGGGCAUCGACGAGCACUCGAGCAGGCGCCGCGUCACGCUGCCGACGGGUGAGGCGACCACGGUGACGUUCUACGGGUUCCCCCUCAGCAAGCGGGACAGGAUGGACCAGGUCAGGCGGAAGCAGGCGCUCGACGGGGAGCAGAGGAAGAUCAACAGGCUCACGCACGCCCAGAACGAGGCGGUGGUCAAGGCCAAGGGGAUGAGGAAGGCGAAGCGGGAGACGCAGGUGACGGAGAACAGGGAGACUCACAACCAGGCGAUUGCGGAUCGGGGCCAGCGGCUCCUGGACCUCAAGGCCGAGGAGGACAGGGCCGCCAGGAAGCAGCAGCGGAAGAUUGACAGGAUGACGAAGAGGAAUGCCGAGAUACACAGGAGCGAGAGGAAACGAGUUCCUGCCGGGAGGGUUGUGUAACCGAGGACCGGGAAAUGAGAGAGGGCGGACUGGGACACUGUACAACUUGGGAUGGCAAUUUUGGUCUAAAAAGCAAAUAACUAGGAUGAUCCAAUGAUGAAUGAGUAAUGAAUUCUCUUCAUGUGAAGAAUCGUUACCUAGAGUACUCAUGGAACUGAAUCCUUUACGAUACUUGCCAAUUUCGCUCCGCACUAGGACAGUCCCAACAUCAGCACGGUUCUAAAAGUAAUAUUGAAUGGAGCAGCAGCCAACGGAGAGACAACAUGUAACGUUGCCUUAGAGAAUUGGGGAUUGGGAGACUGGGGGUUGAGAGCCAAUAUGCCAUCCACCGGCCGGAGGCGGCCAUAUUCAAGCAAAUUCAGGCGAGGACUGGAGCUGCAGUACCGACGUCAUAUAUGUAUCCCUCUCCUUAGCUGCGACUGAUUAGGAUGAUUAGCAAUUAGGCGGUGGGAGGGCCAUCUCAGCAAUAUGCAAGCAUUGACGAGUAAAACACGAUGCAUUGUCCUGGGGGGUUACAGACGCCGUAAUAUCUCCCGGGUUGGUAAGCGGAGAGGCGGGUGGUGGGUGGUACGGAUGCAACAACCAUAAUUGCUUUUUUUGCUCGCGGGGAGGGGGCGAGGGCCCAGGAGUACACGCAGGAGUAUACGAGUUUGGAACGUUGUUAUGGGAUCAGAAAGCCCAUGUCGAAUUCCUCAACGGCCCAUAUUUGAUAUUAGUAGCGCGUAUGGCCGAUUUCUGAUUCGUUGCAGGCACAAGUUGUGUGGUGGUGAUCCGGCAGUUGGGCCGUUCCAAUUCUGCUGACUGAACUGACCCCUCACCAAUUGCUCAACCGGCUGCGUUCCAACUCACAAUAUACACGUCUACAUUCCGCCCGUGCCCCAAACUCUAUCGUUCGGAACAGGCCGAGUAGGGUUUCUAGCUAUAUAGACAUCACGCCUUCUCCAACCAGGGUCUUUGUUGGGCACGCACUCACUCACACACACAUACGCUGCGUAUACGGAAGAAAACACAUCACAGUUCCUUCACUUUCCGGGCCCAAGGACGAGGAUACCAUUACCCGCCUGGCCGGUCUAGACUCUCAGAACACCUACCUACGUCAGGCACAUUUGGGCACCCCACCACAGCACGCAUGUCUUCCACACCGCAUCUUUCCCAGCUGGAGAGGGACGGCUUCGUGGUGGUCAAGGCCAUCGCCAGCCCAGCCAAGCUCGAGCGCCUCCGCGACGCAAGCACCAAGGCAACCUCGCUCGCCCGUUCGGGCGGCUGGCCCCACGUCCGCACCGUCGGCAAGCAGUUCCCGCCCUGGAACCUCGCCGAUGCCGCUGAAAAGGGCAUCUGGGGCGUCCAGCACCUCAUGAACCCGGACCUGGGCGGCCACGACCUCUUCGCGGAGCAGUACUUCUCCGAGGAGGUCCUGUCCAUCGUCCGCGAGCUGCUGCAGUGCUCCGACGACGAUCUCGUCAUGGAGCUCUUCAACAUGCUCGUCCGCCCCGAGUCCGACUUCGAGCUCAGGUGGCACCGCGACGACAUCCCUGCCGAGGCGUCGGCUCAGGAGGAGAUGGAGCGGCUCGCCAAGCCCGCCUUCCACGCCCAGUACAACUUCGCCCUCUUCGACGACGACUCUCUCGUCGUCGUACCGGGCUCGCACAGGCGUGCGCGCACCGACACAGAGCGAGCGGCCGGGCCCUUUGAGAAGGUGCUGCCGGACCAGCUCGUCGUCAAGCUGGGACCGGGGGACAUUGUCUUCUACAACAACAAUAUCCUGCACCGUGGCGUGUACGACUCAAGCAAGGAGCGCAUGACUCUGCAUGGUUCGGUUGGGCAUGUGGGCGGGAGCGCUCUCCGGGCGAGGAAUGUGCUGCAGCAUGGGGUUGGGGAUUGGGUGGCGGGAUGUAAUUUUAGCAGGUUAGAGGGCCGCGACCGAGAGCGGGCUGAGGCCAUGAGGGAGAGGUUAGUAAAAAUGGGCGGCGCGAGUGGUGAUGUUGGCUAUUCGCUCCAGGGAUGA